This is a messenger RNA of Vairimorpha ceranae, 234 nucleotides long. RefSeq names its product ubiquitin. Gene Ontology annotation, cellular component: nucleus; cytoplasm. Gene Ontology annotation, molecular function: protein tag activity; ubiquitin protein ligase binding. The coding region runs from base 1 to 234 and encodes 77 amino acids. NCBI's taxonomy places the organism in Eukaryota, Fungi, Microsporidia, Nosematidae. The transcript has a single exon. The record is from RefSeq and is a predicted model, not a curated record. Gene Ontology annotation, biological process: protein ubiquitination; modification-dependent protein catabolic process.
AUGCAAAUAUUUGUAAAGACACUCACAGGAAAAACAAUUACUUUAGAUGUUGAACCGGGGGAUUCUAUAGAAAAUGUAAAGGCUAAAAUACAAGAUAAAGAAGGUAUACCACCAGAUCAACAGAGACUUAUAUUUGCAGGUAAGCAAUUGGAAGAUGGAAGAACACUUAAUGACUAUAACAUUCAAAAAGAAAGUACUUUGCAUUUGGUGUUGAGAUUAAGAGGUGGUUAUUAA